AUGGCGCCGCCAGCUCACCACGAGCCGCUGUCGGCCCUCAGUCCCAUUGAGUGGUCCUCCCUCCCGCAGGACGACCUGCCGACCUUCCUGUCCGACACCUUCACCUCGGCCCAGGUCCUCAUCGACUCGAUCCCGCUGCCCGCGCCGGUCAAGUCGGCCGCCGCGUCGGCGCACAGCGGCCGGGCCCGUUCCCACACCGACUCGGACGUCGCGGGGCGGCCCUCGGUCGACAUCAACCACGCCCUCUCGGGCUCCGCGCAGCCCGCCAAGUCGCCCUCGGCCGACGCCGUCGCCGCCGCGGCCAAGCUGCAGAAGGAGUGGAAGGAGGUCAAGGUCAGCCCGCGCGACAACCCGCUCGCCGUCAACGUCUACAAGCUCGCCGCCAAGGACGGCAGGGGCAGCUGGUUCGCGCGGCGCAGCGUGCACGAGGGCAUCACCUUUGAGAAGUUCAAGCUCGGCCUCGAGCGCGAGUUCGCCGAGAGCCUCAAGGUGCAGGAGGGGCCCGGGGCGGGCAAGAUCCGCGGCAUCGGCGCCGACAAGAAGGUCGAGCACCGGGUCGUCGAGGGCUACGGCAAGCUCGAGGUGUACCAGCUCUCGGCGCAGUUCCCGGGCCCCACGACGCCCAGGGACUUCAUCACGCUGCUGCUGACGAGCGCGGGGCCCAGGGAGGCCAAGAAGAAGCUGCCGAGGCAGUUCAUGGUCGUGUCCAAGCCCUGCCAGCACCCGGAGUGUCCGCAGCGGUCAGGCUACAUUCGCGGGCACUACGAGUCCGUCGAGAUCAUACGGGAGAUUCCCAUCGACAAGCCGCUGCGGCGGACGCGGUCGUCGAUCGAUGUGAGCAGAGAGGACGCGAGGCCGUUCGGCCACCGGGAUGAGGAGGUCAGCAAGGAGGCGAUCAUCCGCUCGGCGAAGAAGGUGGCAGCGGCUGUGGAGGAAGGGCGGAGGAAGCACAAGUCCGUGUCUGUAUCGUUUGACGCCCUCAGCGAGAUACCCAAGGGUCCCGAGGAGGAGGAGGAGGAAGAGGUGGCUACGGCGGUGGAGUGGUUGAUGGUGACCCGCAGCGACCCAGGAGGCAAUGUGCCCCGAUAUCUUGUGGAAAGGGGUACCCCCAGUGGCAUCAUCAGCGAUGCCGGCCGCCUGCUGGACUGGCUCGACUCAAUAGACCCCGAGGACUUUGGCGACUCGGAGGACAACGAUUUCAAGAAGGAGGCCGUGGCCGUGGAGAAGAUCAAGCAUCCGGAAGGCCACAAGCCAAAGGCGCCCACCAAGCCAACGGGCAACCUCGUAGCGGACUCAGAAGAACAGGUACCGCAGGCAGGGCCGGGCGGCUUCUACGAAAUGAUAGCCAACGCGCUGGGCGCCGGCGUCUCGGUCGUCGCAUCCCACAUGCCGAUCAUCCCGUUCUCCAAUAAGGGAUCUGAAUCCGAGCUAGAAGAGGAAGAAGAAGAAGGAGAAGGAGAAGGGGACGAGCAUCUUGACGAGUCACACCUUGACUCCGAUGACUCCUCAUCCAUCCACAGCUUCGCCUCGGCCCAAGAGUCCGUCGAAGGCGCAGCUCCGCGGUCAUCGCCCCCGGCGGCCGCCGACGGCGCAUCCAUGUUCUCCGGCAAGUCCGACGACACGCGGUCGUCCCUGACGGCGGCGCAGACGCAGCACGAGAAGGAGCUGCGCAAGCUCGAGGAGCGCCGGCGCAAGGUCCACGAGCGCAUCGCCAAGGCGCAGGAGCGCUCGCUGGCGCGCAAGUCCACCGGCGGCCUGAGCGAGGACGGCAGCGGCGGCGGCAGCAACAAAGAAGCGGCCGCGGCGGCCAAGCUGCGCGAGAAGCACGAGAAGGAGCUGGCCAAGCAGGAGGAGAAGUACCGGCGGGAGCUGCGCAAGCUGGAGCAGAAGAAGGCGGCCGAGGAGCGCAAGGCCGAGGAGCGCCGGCGCAAGCAGGCCGAGCGCCAGGAGAGGGGCAACCUGGCGCUCGAGCUCGAGAAGGCGCGCGCCGAGCGCGACGUGGCGCUCAAGCAGAUCGACGUGCUCAAGGACCAGGUCGGCGAGCUGCAGGCGCAGAACACGAUGCUCGUCGCCAGGCUGGGCCGGGCCGGGCUCGUGGCCGGCGGGAGCGACGCGUGGAAGGAGUUUGGCGGCGGCGGCGGCGGCGUCAGGAGGAACGGGUCUGUGCAUAGGCAGGGCGGCGAGAAGCCGGUUGCUGCUGCCGAGGAGGAGGUCAAGACUUAG
This is a messenger RNA of Thyridium curvatum, 2223 nucleotides long. RefSeq lists its product as uncharacterized. The coding region runs from base 1 to 2223 and encodes 740 amino acids. The transcript has a single exon. The record is from RefSeq and is a predicted model, not a curated record. Lineage: Eukaryota; Fungi; Ascomycota; Sordariomycetes; Thyridiales; Thyridiaceae.